Molecule: messenger RNA, 2684 nt
Organism: Sinocyclocheilus anshuiensis
Lineage: Eukaryota; Metazoa; Chordata; Actinopteri; Cypriniformes; Cyprinidae
Exons: 3
Coding region: 801-2036 (411 amino acids)
Biological process (GO): positive regulation of translation; positive regulation of cell size
Source: RefSeq, a predicted model, not a curated record
UAAACGUGUCACAAGACGUGAAUCAUGACAAACAGUGCCAGUAUCUCAGAUGACUAACAUAAACAAACGGGACGGUAAGCGCGCACUCAUUUCUCCAACUCACGUGGGCUUGUGGGAAUCAAGUUAUGCUGAAAAUCCCCUUUUCUGGGGCCGAGCGUCUCUCUCUCUCUCUCUCGAUCCCCUCCCCACCGCUCUCUCUCUCGAUUUCUGGCUCAUGUUAGAUCCUGUCUGCUUCAGCAACAUCCGAAACCCCACCUCCUCCUGUCUCUCUCCCUCCCUCUCUCCACCUCGUCUCAGGCGGCGUGGAAUCCUGGCUGUGUUUAAUUGCAGAGUGGUAAGAUCUGAGGGAAAGAUCGGGAGCUGCUGUGUCUGUCAACGCUUUACGAGCCCCAACCCCGGGAGAGAGAGACAGGGAAGGUGUAGGAAGGAAGUGUUUGGAGUUUGGGAACGGGUGAGUUGGGGAAUUUGUACGCAGUGGGGAGGUGAAGAAAGAGGUGAAACGCUGAAGUAAGACUUCAGAGUUGGAGGGAAAAAAAGAGGGAGGGAAAGAAAAGAGGCCCACCGUUGGAGAAAGGGCAACAAGAGGGAAAAGUGGGAAAACAAGAAUAAGUUAGAAAAAGGAGGAAGGAAGGAAGGAAGGAAGGAAGGAAGGAAGGGGGAGGUGAGCGAAAAGUUAGAGGGAGCGAGAGAGACAGUCAAACGCAGUGAACGAGAGGAGACGCAGAUGAGAAAAACAGACGUUGUGGAUGGCCUGGGUGGAGAGAGAACCAGUUGUUUUCUAAGUCGCCUUCUGGACUGGAAUGCACUCGGAGAAUUUGAGAUUCCCGACGCCUUACUGCCAACUUUGCUUGCGACACGCGCUGGGCCCCGCCGACGGAUCAUGUCUGCGUAUGGAGUCCAGCGUAGCCCCGUUCCCGAAGGAGUUGGGUAUGGAGCGAGUGGAGAGGACUGGAGCAUCUCCGGUUUACGCCGAGGAGAUCCGGCAUCCGUGCUACAGGUGGGACUCGCCGUGCGUUCGGGAGAUCCGGCGGGAGUGCGGAUGCGUCCAGCGGUGGUAUUACCCGGAGCUGUUGCAUCCCUUCAACGGCGACCAUGUUUUGAAGGUCAGAGGGCAGCGGUGCUACUCAUCCUACAUCCAGGAGUGGGACAACGUUCAUCAGCCUGAAUACAACGGACAUUGCGAGAGGAGACGGGUGUCAUUCCGGCAUCACGAGGAGCGACCCGAGACUGGCAGACAAUCACACUGUAACGGGCCGAGCUCUGGACACGGGGGUUUUUUCCCAACCGAGGUGCCCUCCAGCAAGUUGGGAUGCUCCAGGGCACUCGGGAACGGGCUGCAGGUGAACGGACCGCAGCGGGAAGUAAGGACGUCUCGGGGGGACGCAGGUCUGGAGAAACAUGGCAAGCAGAGGAAGAGCCAGGGAACAGUACGGGAACAGAUCAAAAAAGUGGUCACAGAGCUCGAGGAAGUGCUGGGUGGUCUCAAACAGGUCCAGUUGGAGAUGAAAGAGAUUGUCCAACAGAUCGACAUUCUAACGUCCAAUAUUGACCUUGGCGAAGACGAACCAAUUCUAUCCAAUGGACUCUCCCAAGAUGCCACCAAAAGCAGUCGAACUGGUGUUGUGGCAUUGAUGCACAAUUCAAACGGCGAAGAGGACAUGUCAACUUCCAAUUCCUCUCUCGCACACAGCCCUGUCACUGUGGAUUUAGUUCAUAUUAACAGUCCUUGGCCGAUGAGAAACCGCACAAGCCCCUCCCCUCCUGAGCAACGAUCCGUUACUGUUGAGGAUAAAGGCAAACGAGUUGUGAAACAGAGCUCAGAGACUCAAAGGACGGCCAAUGGAAACUGCCUACCGCAUCGAACGGCAAGGAAAGGCCAACUGGAAAACCACAGACCCCCUGUAGCUCCAGUAGUGUGCACUAACUCAAAUAAAACCCACCGGCCUCCACCUUACCCUCAGAACGGACAGGUGAAGAUGAGGACCCCUCCCUAUCCUGGAAAACAUAAGACGCUCUCCUCCACCAUAGUGGACUGAUGCCACGGAGGAUGGAGAAUCCCGGACCGAGGGGCAGUGACUAUAUUUCCCAAGGAAAACUCCAGAAACAUCUCAAACCCCUUUUUCUCUCUCACACCCAUGCGAAAAAAAGCUAGUUUGGACCAACUUAAAGUCUCCAUGAAAUGGCAUUCACAGCUCAAUUUACUUUCAUAGUCUGAUGUAUUUCUUAUUGAAACUCAGUGAGGAAACGUGUGAGUCAUGUGGUUGGAGGGGCUGGGUCACAAAGCAAGAGGGAUUUGUGAUGUCAGCUGAAAAGGAAAGUCGUUUCAGAGGCGGAGCAAGUUGUUACAUUUUGUUGAAAGAUUAUGAAAACAAGCAUUUUUUAAAAAUAAGAAUAAUGUGCAUCAAGGAAUUUUAAACAAACAGAAACGUGUUUUAAGAAAGUAAAUAGGGUCAAUUUUUUUUUUUGCAAAUAUAUGCAUUUAAAAUGUACGUUUUUUUUUUUUUCCCUCCAGGAAAUCAGUCCAAAAAUAUGGACUAUGCAUAGACUAGACCAGUGGUUCUCAAUUCCGGUCCGUAGCAACCACAUAGCAGCAUUCUAAAAAGCCACUCACGACAUAAAACCCUAGCAACUGCAUAACAACACCUUGGCAACUGCAUAGCAACAUUCUAAAAAGCCAUGCACAA